Molecule: messenger RNA, 2470 nt
Organism: Cercocebus atys (sooty mangabey)
Lineage: Eukaryota; Metazoa; Chordata; Mammalia; Primates; Cercopithecidae
Product: protein FAM151A-like
Source: RefSeq, a predicted model, not a curated record
AAACGUUUGACUGGUGGAGAGUUAGGUGCUGCUGGGACCUCCUGCCUCCCACGGGAUCCCAGCCGCAGGGAGCCUCGGGGACCCUGGGUCGUGCGGAGUGGGGGGCAUUCUUCAGAGAGCGUCGUCGUGGCCUGCAGGGAGCAGUUGUCGAAGAAUCGGGUCAGGUGGGGGUUGGCUGGCAUUACCUGUGUUUCUGUGGUGGUCAUGGCUGCCAUAGUCCUUGCCAUCACCCUGCGGUGGCCAGGCUGUGAGCUGGAGGCCUGCAGCCCCGAGGCCGACAUGCUGGAUUACCUGGUGGGCCUGGGUCAGAUCAGCCGCCGAGGUGCCCUGGAGGUCAUCUGGUACCACACAGCCAACAGCAAGGAAGCCACGACAGCUGCCCCGAACAGCAGCAUCACCGUCCUGGAGGCUGACGUCAAUGUCGAAGGGCUCGGCACAGCCGACGAGACAGGAGUUGCCAUCAUAGCACACCCCCUGGCUAUCCGUAGCUUCAACACACUGGAGCAGUGGCUGGAUGGUAUGCCAGGCUCUUCCCAGAAGGGCAUCAAACUGGACUUCAAGAACAUCAAGGCGGUGGGCCCCUCCCUGGACCUCCUGCGGCAGCUGACAGAAGGGGGCAAAGUCUGGCGGCCCAUGCGGAUCAACAUUGACAUCUUAAAGGGCUCUGACAUGCCCAUCUCAACUGAGGUCAGUGCCACAGAGUUCCUGGCCCUCAUCCAGGAGAAGUAUCCCAAGGCCACCCUGUCUCCAGGCUGGACCACCAUCUACGUGCCCAUGUUCCCAAACAGGAUGUACACCCGAGCGAUGGUGGAGAAGAUGCACGAGCUGGUAGGAGUGGUGCCCCAGAGAGUCACCUGCCCUGUGCUGUCUUCCACGGUGCGAGCCACCUGGCCCCACUCCAGCUGGCUGCUGAGCCAAUCUGAGAGGUACAGCCUGAUGCUGUGGCAGGUCGCCUCGGACCCCAUGUCGGCAGAGGAUCUGCUCUACCUCUAGGACAACACUGCCAUCCAUCAAGUCUACUAUGACAUCUUUGAGCCUUUUCUGUUGCAGUUCAAGCAGCUGGCCUCUGCUUGGCCACACGGAAGCAAAUGUAACACGGGAGGCAGCCUGAUCCCUCUUCUCCAGCGGUUCGGGGGUGAUGGUCUUGAUGCUGCCAGGGGUACAGCAACAGUCACCCUCCCAGACACAGAAGGCACAAUCCUGCGGAACACUGUCGAGGGAACUGUGGCUGAGAACCCCGUGCCCACUGUUUGUGCUCCAAGUGGCAGCAUCCUGAGGUUGGAGUCCUGCCUGCAGCAGCUGGCCACACAUCCCGGACACUGGGGUGUCCAUUUGCAAAUAGUGGAGCCUGCAGCCCUGCGGCCGUCCCUGGCCUUGCUGGCCUGCCUCUCCAGCCUUGGCCUCUUGCAUCAGCCUAUGUGGAUGGGGGCCAAAAUCUCCCAGGAGUUUUCAGUCCCUGGUCACAUGGCUGGCAGAGAACUGCUUACAGCUGUGGCUGAGGUCUUCCCCUGCGUGACUCUGGCACCAGGCUGGCCUGAGGAGGCGCUGGGCAGUGGCUACAAGGAACAGCUGUUCACAGAUAUGCUAGAGCUGUGCCAGGGGCUCUGGCAACCUGUGCCCUUCCAGAUGCAGGCCAGGCCACCGGGCCACAGCACGGCUGGAGCUGUAGCCAGGCUGCUGGCAUCCUCCCCCUGGGCCACUGUCACAGUGGAGCGCAGCCCAGCUAGGGGCGACUAUGCCUCUGAGAGGACAGUGCUGCUGGGAGCCAGGGCUGUGGACAGGACCGGAAUCUACUACAGGCUGCCCCAGGGGCACCACAAGGACUUGCUGGCAGAUGUUGGCAAAAACGGAGCACCGAGGGGUGGUGGCCAGUGGACCCGGGGUGGAGGCUGCCCGCGGGGAGGCAAGAAGAAAUAAAGGCCUUUGCCUUUCUCCAGGCAAAACAAAACAAAACAAAACAAACAGAAAAGGAAAGGUUAGAAACCCUGGUCUGGAUAUCUAGCUUAUUGUGUGUGGUCAAUAGAAGCUUUUUAAUAAAUGAAAAAUGUUUUACUCACCCCUGUCACUCCUUUGCUAGAAAAGACAACUUGGAGCUUCCAAGAGAACAGUCUGUCCCCUGGCUAUGUUUCAGAAACGCUCAUUCUGCUCAGUCCAGCUGCAGGGAAAAGGAUUGUUUCUAGAAGAAAGAGCCUACUUUACACAGCUGUAUCCAGGGAAGGCUGAGGGUUGCUCCCCAUGGCCCUCUGGUUCUCCCCCUGACUGUUUAUGAUCAGGCCCAUGUGCAGCUUCUGGGAUCCCUAACGAUGCCUGAUACAUGGGGAGCUUAAGUGGCUACAUUUCAGGCUUCAGAUAUUAGCAGAGGACUCUUGCGCUGUCUGAAGAUGAGCAGUUGAUGUAUUCCGUGUGCUGGAGUCUGCCAGCCCAUUCGAAUUUAAUUAAGCACAUUCUUUCCUGACAGCCUUCUGGUGCU